This is a messenger RNA of Salvia splendens (bonfire salvia), 987 nucleotides long. Its product is annotated as MADS-box transcription factor 23-like. NCBI's taxonomy places the organism in Eukaryota, Viridiplantae, Streptophyta, Magnoliopsida, Lamiales, Lamiaceae. Bases 63 to 815 code for a protein of 250 amino acids. Gene Ontology annotation, biological process: positive regulation of transcription by RNA polymerase II. Gene Ontology annotation, molecular function: protein dimerization activity; RNA polymerase II transcription regulatory region sequence-specific DNA binding; DNA-binding transcription factor activity. Gene Ontology annotation, cellular component: nucleus. The transcript is spliced from 8 exons. The record is from RefSeq and is a predicted model, not a curated record.
CAUACAUCUAUAUAUAAAUCUGUAGAAGGAGAAGAAGGAUUGGAGGCAUUAAGGAAUCAAAAAUGGGGAGAGGAAAAAUAGAGAUUAAGAAGAUCGAAAACGUGAAUAGCCGUCAAGUAACGUUCUCGAAACGGCGCGGCGGACUGCUGAAGAAGGCGAAAGAGUUGGCCGUUCUCUGCGACGCUCAGGUCGCCGUUAUCAUCUUCUCCGGCACCGGAAAACUCUAUGACUUCGCCAGUUCUUGCAUGGAGCAAAUUCUGGCGAGGUACCACCAAACCCGUGGACGCCUACAACUUGCAGCAGCUGAUGAGCAUGCAGAUAAUCAGGUUAUUUUGCAUGAACAACCGACGGUUGAGAUCGAAGCCCUCAAACAUGAGAUCGAAGAGCUUCAUUUGAUGAACAGACGAUUGAUGGGAAAAGAGCUCGAUGAAUUGACCUACAACGAUUUGCACAAAUUAGAACAUCAGCUUACAGAAGGACUUCUCUCUAUUAAAGAUAGAAAAGAGAAGUUAAUCUUGGAGCAGAUGGAAAGAUCAAAUCAACAGGAAAAGAAAAUUGCGCUGCAAAAUGAGGCCCUGCUAGAAAAGAUUGAGGAGCUUAGACAGCAAGCAAGGGUAAGCAACAAUAUUGAAAAUCAUUUGAGUUGGAGCAAAGAUUGUUGCCUUAGUUCGAGUUCAAUGCAUGAAUGGAGAUCCAAGGAAGUUGCUUCAGAUACUUCACUGCGUUUAGGAAUUUCACCUAUUUCUGCUAUUGCUUCGGAGCCUACGAAAAUGCCUAAGCUGGAAAAAUCCAAUGAUGUCAUGCAUCUGGAUUAAUGGUCAUCAUUAGUAUUUAUUUUGUUUUAUUUUUGCUGGUCAAUCAUCAAAACCUGUGGUUACAAUCCUUUUUUUUCCUUUUCCCUUUUCAGAUUUCACUUGUGAGAAAAAGAUGUAUAUGCAUGCAUGCUAUGAUCAUAAUGUUUAAAUUUGUUUUUCAUGCUUUAAACAA